AUGUUGCUCCUUCUUCUGGUUUCUUUCCUGGUCACCUGCAGCAGAGCAGAGGAUAAAGAGAUCACCCUCCCCAGACUGAUGGACAUCUCUGCAGCAGAGACCUUCAUCGACUCAGCUGAAGUUGUCAUCAUCGGGUUCUUUGAGGCUGAUGGAGGGCUUGGCUAUGAGGAGUUUCUAGCCGCUGUUGAAGAGGUGAAGUCUCUUCCAGCCGCCCUGUGCAAUGAGAAGGAGGUGUGGGCUAAAUACAGCAUCGACUCAGACACCAUCUCCGUCUUCAGGAAGGCAGAUUUGCAUCAGGAGAACCUAAAACCAGCAAAAGUGAACAGUCUCGACAAGGACAGUGUUGUUCGUUUCUUCACCAUCAGCAACAUCCGCUAUAUCACAGAGUACAAUCAAGUGUCUGCUGUGGGUCUGUUCCAGUCCAAAGUGAAGGUGCACGUUGUGCUCUUUGCCAAUAGGGGGAGUGAUGAUUACAGUGAGCUGAAGGAGCGAGUCAGGGUUUUGGGUCCUCACUACGCCGGAAAGUUGCUCUUUGUGCUGAUUAACGGGAAAGAUCAGGCCAAUGCUCGUGCACUGGGUUACUUCAAACUGAAAUCAGGUGACCUCCCACGUGUUGGCCUCUACGACGCUGAGUCGGACAAAACGUGGCUCAUGGGACCGGGCGAGAUCUCUACUGAGCGUGUGCAGAACUUCUGUGACUCCUUCCUCAGUGGAGAGCUCCAGAAGGAGACCGGAGAACCUGAGGUGAAGUCUGAACUCUGA
Molecule: messenger RNA, 762 nt
Organism: Neoarius graeffei (lesser salmon catfish)
Lineage: Eukaryota; Metazoa; Chordata; Actinopteri; Siluriformes; Ariidae
Product: endoplasmic reticulum resident protein 27
Exons: 7
Coding region: 1-762 (253 amino acids)
Biological process (GO): protein folding; response to endoplasmic reticulum stress
Cellular component (GO): endoplasmic reticulum
Source: RefSeq, a predicted model, not a curated record